CUGUAGUUUCCUAUCUUUCCAUUCACUAUCCGCAGACAGGUGAUCGAUAGUGUCGGCAACAACAACUGUUAUUUGCAGUUACAUCUACUGAUGAAUAAGUGACAUUUCAAAAUGGAUCCAGAUGACUCUGAUUGGGAUUUCUACUGUUCUUAUGAGUCAGGGGAUGAUUCUCUGGAUUCUGAUUCCGAAAAGCAAAGUCUUACUGAUUCUCCAACACAAUGUCCUGCUUCUGAUGCUCCAACACAAAAUCCUACUGAUGUUCCAACACAACAUCUUACUGAUGUUCCAACACAACAUCCUACUGAUGUUCCAACACAAGAUCCUGCUGAUGCUCCGAUACAAGGUCUUACUGAUGUUCCAACACAACAUCCUACUGAUGUUCCAACACAAGAUCCUGCUGAUGCUCCAGUACAAGGUCUUGCUGAUGUUCCAACACAAGGUCCUGCUGAUGUUCCAAUACAAAGUCCUGCUGAUGUUCCAAUACAAAGUCCUGCUGAUGCUCUGACACAAAGUCCUCCUCUUGCUCCAACACAAGGUCCUACUGAUGCUCCAAUACAAGGUCCUACUGAUGCUCCAAUACAAGGUCCUACUGAUGCUCCAAUACAAGGUCCUACUGAUGCUCCAAUACAAGGUCCUACUGAUGCUCCGAUACAAGGUCCUACUGAUGCUCCAAUACAAGAUCCUACUGAUGUUCCAACACAACAUCUUACUGAUGUUCCAACACAAGGUCCUGCUGAUGCUCCAAUACAGGGUCCUACUGAUGUUCCAAUACAAAGUCCUGCUGAUGCUCUGACACAAAGUCCUCCUCUUGCUCCAACACAAGGUCCUACUGAUGCUCCAAUACAAGCUCCUACUGAUGCUCCAAUACAAGGUCCUACUGAUGCUCCAAUACAAGGUCCUACUGAUGCUCCAAUACAAGCUCCUACUGAUGCUCCAAUACAAGGUCCUACUGAUGCUCCAAUACAAGGUCCUACUGAUGCUCCAAUACAAGGUCCUACUGAUGCUCCAAUACAAGGUCCUGCUGAUGCUCCAACACAAAGUCCUCCUCCUGCUACAACACAAGGUCCUGCUGAUGCUCCGACACAAAGUCCUUCUUUUGCUCCAACACAAGGUCCUCCUCUUGCUCCAACACAAGGUCCUACUGAUGUUCCAAUACAAGGUCCUGCUGAUGCUCUGACACAAAGUCCUCCUCUUGCUCUAACACAAGGUGCUACUGAUGCUCCGACAGAAAGUCCUCCUCUUGCUCCAACACAAAGUCCUGCUGAUGCUCCAAGUUCUCGGGAUGUCACACAAGCUCCUAUUCCUCCGCCACAAAUUUCAAGGCUAACUGAAGAGACGUUGCCGCUCCAUGGAAGUGCUCAAGAUGAUUUUCCUUCAAGGAUUGGCUCUUCUCUUCAGAGUGUAGAUGGAAGCCAUGAAACUGGCAAUUUAAAUGCACAACUAUGUGCAACAGCUGCACUGUUCAACUCCACAGGCAGAAAUCCAACAGUCAAUUUGUGCAAACUAGACAACAACUCUGGAGUUACUAUCAAGUCAGUUCAAAAUGUAUUGGAUACGCAACUUAGAAAUAUCAUUGAUCAGAGUAAACUCUGCCUGAGAGAUUUGAAAGCGAUACCGUUUGUGAAGACACACUUCAUCACACAAUCUGAAAAAUUUCUUCACUCAAGAGGUGUGGUUGUUCUCACUGGCAGGUCAGGUGAUGGAAAGACGUCUGCUGGUUUGCGCUUACUAAAGAGUUUCUCAGAACUGGAGUCCCGUCAUCCUGUAAUACUGACCGACCCCGGUCAGUGGGACUAUAUUCCAGUGAAAUUUAAUGAAAGGAAAGUCCAACAAAAGUUUGUUGUUUUGAUAGAUGAUGCCUUUGGAAAAACUAAUCUGGUUCAGGAUCUGGUGGACAGAUGGGACAAGAAAUUCCCUAUGAUGAUGUCUGGAAUAGAGAAUGGAAUUGUCAAACUGAUGAUAACAAGCCGUUCAAAUAUAUUGUCAGCAUGUGUUGGUAAAAGUAUUUUUCUUAAGAAGUGUGCAAAUGUUGAUUUCUCAGUCAUUGAGGAAAACCAAGCACCAGAAAGAUUAGCUAUUCUUGAAGGUCAUUUGAAACUGUUUGGAACUGACACCUGCAUUGACAUUAUUGAGAAACAAAGGAUUGUCCAAAGCACUGACCUGAUAGGAUUCCCCCAAUGCUGCUCUGUCUUUGCUAAAGAUAAAUCACUCCAUCUCAAGGCUUCAACUCUUUUCUCUAAGCCACUGAAGUGUUUAUCAGAGAAUAUAAGAAGCCUGUCAGAUGCUGAUCCAGUAGGUUAUAUGGUGCUGUUGUUGCUAUUUCUGAAAGGAGGGGAACUACACAGGAGCUUUUUUGAUCCAUUUGACCGAUCAAAAGAAGACCGCGACCUCAUCGAGAGGCUGCUCAGUUUCAGAAAUUGUGACAUUCAUCAGUUAGAGAGUAAAGCCAAGACGAUGUGCCCAAUGUAUCUUACCUUUGUAGAAAACAAAGAAAGCUACAGGUUUGUACAUCAAUCAGUAAUGGAUGUCAUUUCCAUUCAAGUCUGCAAAGAGAACCUCACAACUGGGCUCAAGUUCUGCACCCUUAGUGUUUUACUGGAAUAUGUAAGAACAUCACCAACAUCAGAAUCUGACCAUAUCAUAUUAAUCCCCAGAAAUAGGUUUGAUAUUCUCUCUGAGAGACUCACACAAGAAUUGUUGUCCACAAACCAGGAACUAAUCAUUACACAUCCAGCUUUUCAGGAUCCUGAAUUUUGUGAAUUUCUUACACAUAGUUUCUGGAAAGUUGAAGACAAAAUGAAAAUUGUAAGGUUUCAGAACUGCACCAAAAAAAUCUUCACAAAAGUUUUUUUCAGUAAGCAAACAGUGGAAAGACUUUCAGCUUUGGCUGUUGGUAUUACAGAGGACAUUCCGACUUUACAUAUUGAAGAUAUCUUGGUCCUGAGGUUUACUUCUGUUUUGUGUUAUUUUGCACUCAAUGGCUGCAACCUGAUAGUAAUGGAUCUGAUGGCAGCAGCUGAGAACUGUUUAUCAGAGGUGGCGUUGACGGAAACAAGACAAGAUGUAUUGGCCAGUGCUAUCUAUAGGGGAAAUUCAGAACUGAUUCAAGAAAUGUUAAAGAGAAAGACUUGUAUAUCUGAAGCCUGCAUUAUUGCAGCAUGUGCUUCUGAGACUGCAGACAACACUGCUUUUGAUCACAUCCUGGACACAUUUGAUGCAUCCAUCAUGAACAUUUUCAAGUGGCCACUGGUGGCAUUGCUGUUAGAAAAGAAUAAAAGGGAAACUUUAGAGAAACUGGCCCUCUUAAUGUGUAACGCUGAUAGUGACAAAGCUAGAGAACUGCUUGUGCAGCUGUCCAAAUGCCUCUUACUACUGUUUCAUAAUGUGACACCCCUAUUAUAUUUGAAGACUUUCGGGUGGAUGAAGAAAGAUGCAUUUUUAGAAUUGUUUCCAAUCUUUUGCAGUCUUGGUAUAAGCUGUUCCACAGAUGAAUUGGUACUUUUGGCAGCAGGUUGUAGAGAAACCCAUCCUCUGUCAAUGAUUCAUGGAUAUGGUGGAAACAUUGCAUGUACAACAAGCAGAGGAGACACACCACUGCACCUUGCAGCUCACAUAGGCACAGCAGAGAUGGUGGUAUAUCUGUUACAACUCAAUGUAGACAAAUCACUAAAGAAUUCAGAAGGAUGGCUUCCACUCCACUUUGCUGCUCAGUCAGACAUAAAAACUAAAGAAAAACUUCAUCUCCUCCUUGAACCUGAACAUGUGUCUACUGCCACAGUGUCAGGAAUGACACCUCUUAUGUUGGCCUGUAAGGCGGGGAACAUCUCUUGUGUUGAAUAUUUUGGACAGAAGUAUAAUAGUCAUCAUGGAGAUCACCCAAUACAUGCUACCAUUCUUGGCCUCUGUGAAAUAUGUACAGAGUGCAACCUACAGAAUCAUCUUGGCAAUCCUGUAUUCAUGCAGAAAUGGUUUGACAUCAUUGACAUCCUCCAACAUAUUGGUUAUUCCUUCAGCCACAAAUAUGAAAAUUUAAGUCCCAUUGAACUUAUCAUUUGGUUAGAUCGGGUGGAUAUUCUGGGAUUAUUCUUGGAUAAAUGGCCCUUUCUUCUUGAUGAACUGAAGGAGGGUACAGUCGACACGUUUAAUGUACAAAGGACAUGUGCUGAACAUGAAACUGCUAAGUAUCUCAUAGAGAAAGGUGCGAAUGUUAAUGCAAAAGACAAGAAUGGAGUCACACCACUUCAUGUGGCAGUUCAGCAUGCCAAACAUGAAACUGUUGAGUAUCUCAUAGAGAAAGGUACGAAUGUUAAUGCAAAAGACAAGAAUGGAGUCAAGCCACUUCAUGUAGCAGUUCAGCAUGCCAAACAUGAAACUGUUGAGUAUCUAAUAGAGAAAGGUGCCAUUGGUGAUGCAAAAUAUAUGAAACCAGUCACACCACUUCAUGUAGCAGUUCAGCAUGCCAAACAUGAAACUGUUGAGUAUCUCAUAGAGAAAGGUGCCCGUGUUAAUGCAGAAGAUAGGAAAGGAGUCACACCACUUCAUGUAGCAGUUCAGCAUGCCAAACAUGAAACUGUUGAGUAUCUCGUAGGGAAAGGUGCCAGUGUUAAUGCAAACGAUGUGAAAGGAGUCACUCCGCUUCAUGUAGCAGUUCAGCAUGCCAAACAUGAAACUGUUCAGUAUCUCACAGAGAAUUAUGUGAAUGUUAAUGUCCGUUUAGUUUAUUGUGUCUAACAGACAGCAUGGCUGUAUGCUCCCCAGGGUGUUGAAAAAGUAUCGGAAAGUGUGAUAGUGUCCUAUGACCGUGGAUAGUAAUGUACAUAGCAUCGUGAGCAGGCAAUGUAACUGGAUAUGAGUGCCAUAUAAGCAGACUAAUAAUAUUACUAUUACUAUUAAUGCAGAAGAGUCACACCACUUCUUGUAGCAGUUCAGCUUGCCAAACAUGAAACUGCUGUUUAUCUCGAAGAGAAAUGUGCCAGGGUUAAUGCAAGAGGUAUGAAUGAGACAUGAAACUGUUGAGUAUCUCAUAGGGAAACAAUAAUUAUAAUAAAGCCAAUGUAUUUAUUUA
Haliotis rubra (blacklip abalone) is the source of this 5065-nucleotide messenger RNA. RefSeq names its product skin secretory protein xP2-like. Gene Ontology annotation, biological process: regulation of gene expression. Gene Ontology annotation, cellular component: nucleus. The transcript has 8 exons. Bases 112 to 4731 code for a protein of 1539 amino acids. Gene Ontology annotation, molecular function: protein binding. The record is from RefSeq and is a predicted model, not a curated record. NCBI's taxonomy places the organism in Eukaryota, Metazoa, Mollusca, Gastropoda, Lepetellida, Haliotidae.